Phoenix dactylifera (date palm) is the source of this 3375-nucleotide messenger RNA. NCBI's taxonomy places the organism in Eukaryota, Viridiplantae, Streptophyta, Magnoliopsida, Arecales, Arecaceae. The record is from RefSeq and is a predicted model, not a curated record.
AAUUUCAUAAUUUUGUCGAUUAUAACAUCCUCCAAGUAAACUGGUUUAGGCUUGGGUCGUUGAAAUUCACAAUUUGCCAGCAGUAGAGCAGUUUGCGAAGGAAACGAGGACUCGACUCCCAAGGAUAUGCAUACAAGAUUAUCUCUUAGAUAUUCUUCGCAUAAAUGCAUACAAGUUAUCUUAAAUUUUGUAGAAGAAAUUCUGAGGGAUAUGCACAUUGGUUCUUAAAUCCUAGAUAUCAGAUGGGCGAGCCCAUUACAUAUCCCUUUCAUUCAAUUUGGUAUGAUAUUUCUGGUGCCGGCAAUCUGAAGGGGAAUUGUUAGUUUUUGUUGCAUGGAAAUGGACGAGUUGAAUGGAAAAUAUCUGCUAAUCUAGAUAUGCCCCAUGCGCCUGUUUUUUGUUUCAUCGCAUUGGAUAUUUAACAACAGAUGGACUCGAUCGAUUACGUAGUUUAAUUGUCAGGGUAAAUUUUAAAUUCGUGCAUGACAGAAGGUUGAUGGGGUAUAUGCAUCUGCAAGUACAUGUUCAUGAAGGGGAUGCUUGGAUGCCCAAAGAUCUUCAUGGCGUACUCAAUUUAUUUAUUUGAACUCGGUGGUUAAUUGUCACCAACCCAAUCUCAUGUCAUAUCCAUGAUAAUGAAUUCCACAACCAUAGGGUUCAACAGCAGCUAUAUUAAUAGAUUCCCGGUCUAAUUUUUCAAAGAACAUGCAGUUAACUAUUGGAGAAGCUAAUUAACAUGAGGGCUGGGUCAGUUGAAAGUUAGGCAGCUACGAAAUUUACUCUAAUAUAAUGACAAGGUCUGUCCUACCGCUUACCAAUAAAUCCUAAACAUCCUUUUCUUUUUUUUCCUUUAAAAAAGAAGUCUCUCCACGCUUGGUAUCUCCUAUUUAUAAUCCCCUGCAUCGUCCUGUUUCUAAGACGAAGUAAUGGCCGGUGCAAAUCAAGUAGCUCCUACUACUACUUGUCCCAGUACUCACACUACCGCUUACAAGACCCUGAACAGAGGCAGUCACCGCGAGAUGGAGUGCCCGGACCCCAAGUCAGCCCUGGUUCCAAGCCUCCCCACCACCCAAGUGCCUGUCGGCAAGUCAAGGCAGCCAGUCCGGCGGCCUCGCGGCCGGCCGGCUGGCUCGAAGAAUAAGCCAAAGCCGCCGAUCAUUAUUACUAGGGAGAUACCGACCGCGCUCCGAGCCCAUGCAAUGGAGGUAGCCCCAGGGUGCGACAUCUCCGAGUGCAUCGCCGGCUUCGCGCGGAGGAGGCGGCGCGGGGUGUGCGUGCUUGGCGGGAGCGGGUGCGUGACCAACGUCGCGCUCCGCCAGCCUGCUGCUACCUCCGGCCCGCCGGGCGCCUUCUUGACGUUCCACGGGCGGUUCGAGAUCCUGUCGCUGCUGGGGUGCUUCUUCCCGCCCCCGGUGCCGCCGGCUGCGGCGGCCGGCCUGACGGUCUACUUGGCGGGACCACAGGGGCAGGUGGUGGGCGGGGGAGUGGCGGGAGCUCUGAUCGCGGCCGGGCCGGUGGUGGUGAUGGCGGCGUCUUUCGCGACCGCCACCUUCGACCGGCUGCCGCUUUCGGAAGAUGAAGAUAAGGCUGCCUGCGAUCAGUAUCAACGCCAUCGCCGGGAGCAUGUUGAGAUGGCCAACUUGUACGGCGUGCCGACGGGAGUGGUGGCCUCUGCUAGCGUGGCGACGGAGGCUUAUGCAUGGGGACCAGGGCGCCAACUCGCGAAGAGUUAACGUGACCAGGAAUUUAAAUUAAGCAAAUAGUUCCUUAAUUUGAUCCAUGUCUCGGAAUCUUACAGACCUUUUCAUAGACGUGUUUGGCGAUGCGCAAACGCGAAAAAAAGAAGCUGCUGCUGAUUACAAUUAAAUGAUACUUAGUAAUUAUUUCUUCGCUUGGAAUUUGAAACCUCAUGCUGUCAUGCCGGUCUAACGAUGGCUUGAAGUUUGAAACCGGGGAUUGGCAUGCUGACUUUGAUUUAAGAGUACAAGCAUAAAAUUUUGGGCUGUAUCAUUGUCCAACUAAAGCUGUUUAUGGACUGGACUUGGAUAAAAAAAUAUCAAAUUUAAUAUAGACUUGAACCAAAAUCUGACUAAGAAUAGAGUUUAGGCUUACGUCUAACCAAUCAACAACGCUAUAGUUAUACCAUUAUCACAAUAGAGUUGAGGCUUGAGUUCUUAUGAUUAGAUUAUAACUACUAGUCAAAAUGGUUGGAAGAAGUUGAUGGUCACGGUCAUGAUUAGAUAGUAAUAAGUGAUUAUUUUUAGAUAAUGCAUAUUAAAAGAACCCAACAAAUUAGGCACAAAUUGAUCAAGUUCCUUAUCAAAAGCAGAAAUUGUUGAAGCCAUGCAGCAUGAACACCAAUAGAAACUUGAGAAUGAAAGAUUUUGUCAAAGGCUCACGGCAAAUUUCCACAUCUCGGAACUUAAUAGCUGUCCUACAUUUGACUACCGUUUUAUAUUUAGGUAACAUGCUGCAAAAAUUUACAUUUAAUCUCCGUGCAUAAUUAAGUCUAUAUCUUGGAUAGAGUUAGGCUUGUUUCUAUCUACAAUUAUCCCUUCUUUGUAUACAUUCAUAAAUAAUUUUUGAAUUAAACAUAAAAUGAUCAUCAAAACCUCAAACAAUAAAAAAUCCCCAACAUCUUUUUUGUUUCUUUUCUUUUUCACCAAAGAAAAUUUUCAUUUUCUUCACUGUUUUUUGCAUUAAAUAAAGAUAAAUAUAAAAUGACCAGCCAACAAUCUAGGAGUUCGGUCUCAAUUAUCCUAUGCUUGCCAUAGCCAUUUUUUGGAGUCAAACCUAAGUUUUGUUUUUGGAGAUCUGGUCUUUUGAUAUGCAUGCUUGGCGCAAUGGUAAGUUACAUUUCUCCAUUAUGAUAUAGAGAUCAUAGAUUCGAACUACGAAUACAGCCUCUCCGUAAUAAAGCUGUAAUACACGCCCACCAUUAGAAUGGCACAUUGUUCUCUACUUUGUUAUUUCAUAAAAUUAUAAUAUUUGGAAACUCGUGGCGCUAGUUGUGUUACCGUUAGGAUUGUUCUUGAUGCAACUUGACCGAAGUCAUCCAAUGGGAAGCGGGACCAAACACAACACAUCCCAACUGAUAGUUUGGGCUGAUUUCAGCAAAUCGAUAUUCAACUUACACGGUUUUGUUGAGGACGGAUGAAUGCUUGGACAACUUGAACCAUGAUUAAACGUCAACAGUGGAAGGCAAAUAUCGCUAUUGCCCGAGAUUAAUGGACAUUAAUUACCAACAAUCUUAAAGGCAGAAGAAACUCCUUAGGAGGAACUGGGCAGUAAACUCUAGCUCACUUGCCGGGGACAAAGUUGGUGGCGUAGGCCCAAGCGUUGUUGUUGACGGGAUCAGCCAAGUGGUCGGCCAAG